AUGGGUGCCUCGGCUUCCAGGAACUGGCUAGUCGGUGUUUCCGCGCUGGAGCCUGAACCCGAGGAGGCGCUGGGUCUGGGCCAGCUGCCCACGGAGCUGCUCGAGAUGGUGCUGAGCCACGUGCCCCCUCACGUGCUGCUCGGGCGCUGCCGCCGGGUGUGCCGGCGCUGGCGCGACCUGGUGGACUGCCAGGCCCUGUGGUUGAACAUCCUGGCCCGAGACCACGCCGCCCUGUGGCCCGUCCUCCGCACCUGCCUGCCCCCCGCCGACGACCCCAGGCCCUGCGUCCUGGGUCGCUUCUGCGAGCUCCGACCCAUAGGACGCAACCUCCUCCGGAACCCCAAGGGCGAAGAAGGUUUCCUGAAAUGGACGGUGCUGAGCAGUGAAGACGGCUGGGCGGCGGAGGAGGAAAACUCGGAGGUCAUACCUAGUGCCUAUAUGCUAACCAGCUUCCUGUCUGCCUACAGGGGGUAUCACAAGAAGCAAGUGUUGGACCUGGAGAAGGAGGGUUUCUGGCCAGAACUCCUGGACAGUGGAAAGAUUGAGAUUUGUGUCUCUGACUGGCGGAAGGACCAACAAAGAACUGACUGUAUAUAUCAGCUAACUGUCCGACUUCUAGAUGCCAACCAGGCCAUCCUGGAUCAUUUCUCUCCUUUGCCUUUUCCCAUCUGGAAGUGGAGAAACAGCGUCUCUCCUCGGGUCAGCCACGUGUUCUCCAACCUCAAGAAGGGCGUUCGCUUUGUGUCUUUUGAAUGCUGCACCUGGGACUUGGAAUUCAGAAAUGAGCAGUAUGGAAUCUCUGUGACGAAUUCCAGUGUCAUCGUGCAGAUUCUGGAAGCUACUAUAAGAAAGUUCCUCCAUCAGAUUUACCGGCUGCUGCUGCUCUAA
Balaenoptera musculus (blue whale) is the source of this 888-nucleotide messenger RNA. RefSeq names its product F-box only protein 27-like. Gene Ontology annotation, cellular component: cytoplasm; SCF ubiquitin ligase complex. The record is from RefSeq and is a predicted model, not a curated record. Bases 1 to 888 code for a protein of 295 amino acids. Lineage: Eukaryota; Metazoa; Chordata; Mammalia; Artiodactyla; Balaenopteridae. Gene Ontology annotation, molecular function: protein binding; ubiquitin protein ligase activity. The transcript is spliced from 6 exons. Gene Ontology annotation, biological process: glycoprotein catabolic process; SCF-dependent proteasomal ubiquitin-dependent protein catabolic process.